Anoplophora glabripennis (Asian longhorned beetle) is the source of this 863-nucleotide messenger RNA. It is a transcript of the gene Obp73a, whose product is annotated as general odorant-binding protein 70. Lineage: Eukaryota; Metazoa; Arthropoda; Insecta; Coleoptera; Cerambycidae. The record is from RefSeq and is a predicted model, not a curated record. Gene Ontology annotation, molecular function: odorant binding. The coding region runs from base 109 to 645 and encodes 178 amino acids. The transcript is spliced from 6 exons.
CUUGUUUAAAUUGUGUAAUUUUUACUUCUGCAAUGUUUACAUUAAUGGUGCACUCAUUGCCGGUUUCGCUGCUCUUGAGGCCAGAUCUCUCUUUCUGUUAUUAAAAAAAUGUUUCCCAGUGUUGUUUGUGCUGUCGGUUCCUAUUUGAUUUUUUUGACUAUUAUACAGGCCAAGGAAAUCUCUUCGGGAAGAUGUGACAUUCCACCAUCUGCGCCCAAGAAAGUUGAGGAAAUUAUCAACCAGUGCCAAGAUGAAAUAAAACUGGCCAUAUUGUCAGAGGCUUUACAAGCAUUUAACGUCAACGAACACAGUCGCAGUCGUGCCAAAAGAGCAACUUUCAGUGAAGAUGAGAAACGUAUUGCAGGGUGUUUACUACAAUGCGUCUACAGGAAGAUGGAUGCCGUCAAUGAAAAAGGAUUCCCAACAGUACAAGGAUUGGUUUCCCUAUAUACAGAGGGAAUUUCUCAAAAGGACUAUAUUUUAGCCACUGUACAAGCUGUCAAUACGUGCCUGAUCAAAUCCCAGAAGAAAUAUUUAAUUACGCCACAGUCCAUUGAUGAAAACGGCAAAACUUGCGACAUCGCCUAUGACGUUUUCGACUGUGUGUCAGACGAGAUUGGUAAAUACUGUGGACAGAGGCCAUAAGAAGCAAGCUAUUAUUACUCCUUACCAAAUAUUUUUAAUAAUACCUACUUCUCCGAUGAAGCUAACAAAGAAAUUUGUUUUGACACAACUAAAGAAAGUUGCAUUGCAAAUAUCGCUAUUGGAGAAAUUGCACACAAAUUAGUAUUACUAAUUCACAAUGUACAUUUUACUUACGUAAUUAUAACCGGUAGUCUUCAAUAAAGCUUUCAAAAAUUUAA